CGCCGUUCUGCCCCCUUCGGCCCGUGGGAUUGACCGGGCCUCGCUGUGUGGGAUGUAGGGUUGCCGCCCCGGGAAGCCCUGAGGGCUGUCCUUGUCCGUGCCACAUCGUGGCGGAGCUUAGCUUCAUUGCUUGACGGGAGCUGACGUUGUUCCUGUGGCGGUGCUGGCUAGACUCCUCCCCCGACAGGCGGCCGCUUUACUUCGACCCCCGUUGGUCUAUCCAUACCGUCUACCACCCACAUCGGAGCCUGAGGAAGGAAACUAUAUCGCUGGUCUACAUGUAGCAUAUCUGGCCAGUUCCAUAAGCCAGAUAAAUAUCCUAGCCAACCACUACUGCCCAUCGUGACUUCUGUAUCCAAAUCAACCUUACGUCAAGAAUACAUCCAAGAUGCCAACGCCGUUGGAUCGUGCUUUGAACUCCAAGAAUCUCUUUUUGGGGUUCACUGGGAUGGUGACAGCUGCGGCCGUCUGGGCUAUUUGGGGUAGCGACAUGUUCCCUGCGGAGCCAGACCCGACAGGAGACCCCGAAACCUGGUCUCAUGAUGAAAUGCGAAGAUGGCUUCGGGCGAGAGGACUUCUGCCUCAUGAGAGCGCAACGCGUGAAGAGCUGCUUGAGCGCAUAAAAGCCAAUCUGCGCGUGCCGCGCAGAAGCCAAGCUUGAUUUCCGAGUCGGGCAUGGUAUAUGGACGAGCUCCGGAAUAGUGUUUUCUUUUAUCGGCAUGUCAUAGCGUUUGUAGGUU
Molecule: messenger RNA, 740 nt
Organism: Aspergillus aculeatinus CBS 121060
Lineage: Eukaryota; Fungi; Ascomycota; Eurotiomycetes; Eurotiales; Aspergillaceae
Product: Ish1 domain-containing protein
Exons: 5
Coding region: 389-661 (90 amino acids)
Source: RefSeq, a predicted model, not a curated record